Molecule: messenger RNA, 1821 nt
Organism: Oryza sativa Japonica Group (Japanese rice)
Lineage: Eukaryota; Viridiplantae; Streptophyta; Magnoliopsida; Poales; Poaceae
Product: ultraviolet-B receptor UVR8
Source: RefSeq, a predicted model, not a curated record
CCCUCCUCCUCUCUCGAGUUCCAAAUGCGUCCUCUCCGCCGCACGGCCGCCUCCGCCUCCGGCUUCCUCCGCCGCCGCCUCCUCUCCGAGCUCGCCGGGAACGGCGCGCCACUCCCGCGCGUCGGGGCCGUGUACGCCUUCGGGGACAACAGCCACGGCGCGGCGGGGCAGCCGGCGCCGGCCGCCGACGUCUACGUCCCCACGCCCGUGCCCUCCCUCCCGACGUCCGUCGCCGCCGUCGCCGCCGGGCACUACCACUCCCUCGCGGUUUCCGCCGAAGGGGAGGUCUGGGCGUGGGGCCGCAACGAUGAAGGUCAGCUCGGCCGCGGGCACCACGCCCCGAGGAAUACUUGGAGCAAGCCUGAAAAAGUGAGAGGAUUGGAAAAUGUUCAAGUCCGAGCUGUAUCUGCUUGUGGGGUUGUUUCAGCAGCAAUUGGGUGUGAUGGCUCUUUAUGGGUUUGGGGGAGAUCAAAGCGUGGCCAACUUGGGCUUGGAAAGGACAUUGUAGAGGCUGCAGUACCUUCUAGAGUGGAAGCACUUGCUAAUUAUGAUAUUGUCAAGGUAUCAUUUGGUUGGGGACAUGCUAUGGCAUUGACAAAGGAUGGAGGGUUACUUGGCUGGGGAUAUUCAGAAAACGGAAGGUUAGGAGAAAUUGGCCAUAUUACUCAGGCUUCUUCUGCCAAAGAAUUACUUGGAAAAACAGUUGACAAGUACUCUAGCUCAAUGCUAGAGGCCGUUGAAAAGAUGGUUGAGGAAAAAAUAAGGAGUGAAGACAAUAUGCCCAUCAUCUGGGAACCUUCGCUUGUUCAUGAAGUGUGUCAUGUUGAGGUGUCUGAUGUGUCAUGUGGGCUCGAUCAUUCUCUGGUUCUCUGCUCUGAUGGCAUCGUACUGAGCGGUGGAGACAACACUUACGGACAGCUUGGCAGGAAAUCAGCAUGGUCCAAAUUUCUUCCUGUCGACAUUAGCCACAGUCCAUUCUCUGUGUCAGCAAGUGUUGGCCACUCUCUUGCAACAUGCAUCAUAUCAACUGAAGGCGAUGACCAUGCCGAGACCGGCGUCCUCUCAUGGGGAUGGAACUGCAGCUCCCAGCUUGGACGACCUGGCAAAGAAGACGUGCCUGCACUAGUCGACGGUCUGAAUGGAGAGAGGCCAGUGUCGGCCUCGGCUGGUCGAGUUCAUUCGGUUGCUCUCACAUCAAAGGGAGAGGUUUGGGCAUGGGGAUCUGGCCGAAACGGCAGGCUAGGUUUGGGAAGCUCGAUGGAUGAGCCUGAGCCUUUCCUCAUCGAUACCCUGGAAGGAGCAGAGGUUUCACAGGUUGCUGCUGGGAUGGACCAUACUCUUCUAUUGGUUGCUGAGUAGGCUGGGGUUUUCUUCACCACCGAAAGUCCUUUGAUUCUUGCCGUUGUCAGUGGAGAGGUUGUCAUUGUCCAUCUACUGGAUACGAUCUUUAAAACAAACAGGCGAUGUUACUCGAUAUGCUUGGAACCAUGAAAUUCAGAUGUGUUUCUUCCAGCUAGUUUGACAUCACAUUCCCCUUGAAAGAGUUAACAGAAUGAAGAUAGCAAAAGCUAGUCAGACGCCAGUGCCAGUGUGCAUUCUCAAACCUCCUCUUAUAGAGCAUCUUUGUGUGUGAAAAGUUCAUUUUCUUCCAUCUGUAGUUGUAGACUCGGUACUUAUGUUCUAUGCCAAAGCUUACCCUAUUCCCUGGGAUUUGAGGUCUUUGAAAACUCAAAACUCCUUGUAAUAAGUUUUGUGUGGUGAACAAUAUCCUCCGGCAAAAUCUUGGUGAAAUUUUCAUUCUGUUUGAAUUAUUGAAUUCCA